AUGAACAUACCCAGCAACAGCAGAUCUCCAAGCUCAAGCUCUGACAUUGCCGCUGAUACUAAUGAUACCCAUCAAGCCUCCGAAGACAUCAAGGAAAACAUUCAGCCAAAACUAGUAUCAAAACCUGCUGCUUUCAAAUCUGUGCUACCCAAGCGUUCACUGGUUGCACCUUCUAUUUCACCACCUUUAAAGCAACAAAAGAGAGAAUCAAUACCUGGCCAUGAACGUUUUUUUGAAGUUGUAUGGCGGAAACAAACAAUGAAAAAGAACAAGACAUGGGAUGGUGAUGGGUUCAUCGUGUUGACUUCGAAUUACAUAUCACUUAGGUCAGAUGACUCAUCAAAUUACAAAGAGCUAAGUAGAUUGAACAACGUGUCAAAGUUCACUACAGAUGGAGUUUUCAGUAUGGGUAGUUAUGAAGUUGAAGUUAGUAGUAAUGAAAUUAAUGAUUCUCAAGAGAUUGAAAAAUUCAAAUUCAAUGCAAGAUUAGGAAAUAUAGGUGCAACUCAAAUACAGCCACCUCUGGAACCUAUCAAGCCUGAUAUUAAAAAGGAAACUCCGAAACCAUUCAAACCCAUCAAUACCCAAUUUAAACAAGUUGUACAUACAGAGCCCAAACCUCAAAGAGGUGAACCAUUAUAUGAUCCAACUUCAGAAGGUGCAAUAGUUCUCAGGAAACAACACCCAGAUGAUACAGAUGUCGUUAUUGAUCCAUUCUUGGCUAAAAAAUUGCGUCCUCAUCAAGUUCAAGGUGUGAGGUUUCUUUAUGAAUGUGUAAUGAAUCAAAGAGGUUUUGAUGGACAUGGUGCCCUAUUAGCUGAUGAUAUGGGAUUGGGGAAAACAUUAAUGACAAUAACUACACUGUGGACCCUUUUGAAACAAUCACCUCAAGGUUUUGAGAAUCCAAUUUGUCAUAAAGUUCUUAUUGCAUGUCCUGUUACUUUGAUUGGUAAUUGGAAAAGGGAAUUUAAGAAAUGGCUACCAAUGAAUAGAUUGAAUGUCUUAACGCUAAAUAGUAAAAACACUAUUGCAAAAGAUAAACAGGAUGUUAAAAACUUUGCUAAAACAAAAGUCUAUCAAGUUUUAAUAAUGGGGUAUGAGAAAAUUUUGAAUAUGAAGGAAGAAUUGGCUUUAACAAAAUUUGAUUUGUUAAUAUGUGAUGAAGGUCACCGUUUGAAGAACAAUUCAAACAAAACAUUGCAAGCUUUAAACUCAUUAGAAGUUGAAAAGAAAAUAUUGUUAUCUGGUACACCAAUUCAAAAUGAUUUAUCAGAAUUUUUCAACAUUAUAGAUUUCAUUAAUCCUGGAAUAUUGGGCAACUAUAAUCAAUUCAAGAGAAAUUUUAUGAAUCCAAUCCUAAAAUCAAGAGAAUUGAAUUGUUUAAACCCAGAAAUUAUUGAAAAGGGGAAAGAAAAAUCACAAGAUUUGAUUGAUAUAACAAAGCCAUUCAUUUUAAGACGUACUGCAUCAGUUAUCUCAAACCAUUUACCACCAAGAACUGAUGUUGUCUUGUUUUGUCGUCCAACUUCUCUUCAAAUCAAUUUAUUUAAUGAGGUGUUAAGUUCACAAAAUUUUACUUCAUUAUUAGAUAAGUCUUCAGGUUCAAGCUCAUUAGGAUUAAUCACAAUGUUUAAAAAAAUUUGCAAUUCACCUUCAUUGAUCAAAAAUGAUAAACUUUUCAAAGAAGUUUCAGAUUCAAAUAUAGUUCACCAAGUUACAAGUGGUAAAAUUUUAGUCUUGACAGAACUCUUGAAAGAAAUUUCCGCAGUUGGAGAAAAAGUUAUAUUAGUUUCAAAUUAUACUCAAACUUUAGACAUACUUCAAAAUAUAGUUUUAAAGUUAAACCUUACAUAUCAAAGGCUUGAUGGUUCAACGCCCAAUAAAGAUAGAGAUUCAAUAGUCAACUUGUUUAAUAAUAGCUCAUCAAAAUCCAACUUUGCAUUCUUAUUAUCUUCAAAAUCAGGUGGUGUUGGUUUGAAUUUAAUCGGUGCUUCAAGAUUGAUUUUGUUUGAUAAUGAUUGGAAUCCAUCAGUUGAUUUACAAGCAAUGGCUAGAAUUCAUAGAGAUGGACAAAAAAAACCAGUCUUUAUCUAUAGAUUAAUUACAACAGGUUGUAUUGAUGAAAAAAUCUUUCAGCGUCAAUUGAUGAAAAAUAAUUUAUCUGAUAAAUUUUUAGAUAAUAAAAAAGGUUCAAAAGAUGAUUUAUUUGAUAUGAAUGAUCUUAAAGAUUUAUUUACACUGAAUUUGAAAACUAGUUCAAAUACUCAUGAUUUGAUUGAGUGUGAUUGUGGGGGUGAAGGUGAAGAGAUUUCAGAUCUUGAAGAGGAUGAUGAGGAGGAAGAAGAAACAGCACCAAUUGCCAAAAAGCAAAACAGUUGGGUAUCAGCUCUAGAAGUUAAAAAUAACUCUACUGAUGAAGGUUCUGAAAGAAAGAAAACUAUUAGAAAAUGCUUAGCAGACUAUAGACAUAUAGAUCCAGCAUAUUUAUUAGAUGGAAGUGGAGAUGUUACAACAGGUGAUGAAGUUACAGAGAAAGUUGUUUACAACUCACCAAAAUUGAUAAGUUUUAUAUUAUCAAAAGUUAACAAACCAAGUCUAUGA
Messenger RNA from Hansenula anomala, 2601 nucleotides. RefSeq names its product DNA-dependent ATPase RDH54 (gene RDH54). Gene Ontology annotation, biological process: reciprocal meiotic recombination; double-strand break repair via homologous recombination. Lineage: Eukaryota; Fungi; Ascomycota; Saccharomycetes; Phaffomycetales; Wickerhamomycetaceae. The transcript has a single exon. Bases 1 to 2601 code for a protein of 866 amino acids. Gene Ontology annotation, molecular function: ATP binding; ATP-dependent chromatin remodeler activity; DNA translocase activity. Gene Ontology annotation, cellular component: nucleus. The record is from RefSeq and is a predicted model, not a curated record.